AUGGCCCCUCGAGCUCGUUUCCUUCCUUCAUGCCUUGACGGGAUCGAGGAUGUCGAAGAUUACCAACCCGGUGGAUACCACCCAAUAUCCAUUGGCGACGCCUUCGACAAUGGACGUUUCAGGGUCCUUCAUAAACUCGGAUCUGGAGGCUCCUCUGUUGUUUGGCUGGCUCGCGACCAGCGGGGAGACGGAGGUAAACUCGUCACACUCAAAGCAAUGCGCGCCGACAUCUCCUCAUCCUUCAAAGACCCAAGCGAAAUCCCCGAACUGGAUAUAUCCCAAAAAUUGAGAGCGUCUCUACCUCCUUCCGAGAGUGUCGCCUUCCAGACUGUUGACCACCAUUUCUUCGUACAAAGUCCGAAUGGCUCCCAUCUAUUUCUUAUAUUCCCUCUUGCUGGCCCCAGCGUCCUUGCUGUCUCAGAAUCACCCGGAAGGAUUACUGGUAGUCGACGAUCAAGUGCAGAUUUGGCUAGGAAGGUCGCGAAACAGACGGCGAUGAUGUUAUACCACAUGCACUGCGCCGGCGUCGUUCAUGGAGACCUGACCACAUCGAACAUCUUGUUUCGCCUAUCACCCCACGUCACCAACUGGUCAGACGCCGAGGUAUACGCCCAUCUGGGACAUCCAGAGACAGAGGACGUCGAAACCUGUGAUGGACAACCGUCAGGCCCACACGCACCACCCGUGCUCGUCGCACCCAUCGACAACUCCAAGAUAUCCCACGCAAACCUUCUUCAAGAAAACAUCAUCGUCAGUGAUUUCGGGCAAUCUUACCUCACCACCUCCCCACCACCGUCCUACGAGCCACGUACAAUACUGAAUUACCAGUCGCCCGAAGCACGGUUUGAAGAUCUCGCAGGGCUAGAGGCAGACAUCUGGUCUCUCGGAUGUGCGAUCUUCGAAAUCCGCGCGGGGUUUGCUCUAUUCGAACCGUUUUUUGCAAGUGACGUUGAUAUUCUCAGACAAACAGUUGAGACGCUGGGACGGCUCCCUGACCCUUGGUGGGCUGAUUUCGAACAGCGCUCGCUAUGGUUUGAUGAGGACGGACAGCCGAAGAGCGAGGAGGAUCAGGAACCUUAUGUGAAAGCUUGCAGGAGCUCUAUUAGGGACAAGUUGUGUGAGAUUGGCGAGGGGGAUGAUGAGCUGCCGCCUUUUGGAGAUGAGGGUCUGAUGAUUGAGAAGAUUGGGGUGAGGCUGUGUGAGGAGGAAGUUGGAUUGUUGGAGGAUCUUUUGGAGAAGAUGUUGAGGUAUCGCCCGAAGGAGAGGAUUGGUAUACGUGAUGUCGUCCGGCAUCCGUGGUUUGGUCCUUGA
This is a messenger RNA of Laccaria bicolor S238N-H82, 1311 nucleotides long. RefSeq lists its product as uncharacterized. Gene Ontology annotation, molecular function: protein kinase activity; ATP binding. The transcript has 2 exons. Gene Ontology annotation, biological process: protein phosphorylation. The coding region runs from base 1 to 1311 and encodes 436 amino acids. NCBI's taxonomy places the organism in Eukaryota, Fungi, Basidiomycota, Agaricomycetes, Agaricales, Hydnangiaceae. The record is from RefSeq and is a predicted model, not a curated record.